AUGGCCUUACAAGUGUACCAGCGGUAUGAAAUUGUCUUUUUAUCUCAACAUCCGCUGGGACCGAAGCUCAGCCAUAUGGCUGUAGCGAAGGCAGUUCAUUGUGACGAAAAGACGGUGAAACGUUGGCUCAAGCGGUGGAAGCAAUCAAAAGAUUUGACCGAUGCAGCUCGAUCUGGACGAUCACGUGUAACAACUCCAAAACAGGAUCAAAAAAUUGUUGCACUUGCUGAACAACAAACGUUCGUCACAAGUCAAGACAUCACGAACCAGUUGAACAAAAAGGGAGUCGAGAUCAGCCAGAGAACGGUACGACGACGCUUGAACGAAGCGGGAGCGAAAUAUAAUCAACCUUUGUCAAAGCCACUACUCACCGAAAACCACCGAGAGAAACGUUUAAAAUGGGCUGAAGAUCAGAGAACUACGGAUUGGAACCAAGUGAUCUUUUCUGACGAGACCACCAUUCGUAUGAAUUCUGUCAAAGGACUGGUUUGGAACUUGCCUGGAAAAAAGAAGGUUGUGCGAACUGUCAAGCAUCCUAUCAAGGUCAAUGUUUGGGGUUGCUUUUCAGCUCGAGGUUUUGGUCGCGUCGUAUGUUUCAAGGAGAACCUAAAUGCGGAUUUAAUGUGUCAUAUUUACAAGUAUGGCCUCUUACCUACAGCACGGAAACAAUUUGGUUAUGAUUCAACGUUGUGGAAAUUACAGGAAGAUAAUGACCCCAAACACACAUCAAAACUGGCAACCAAUUGGAGAAUCAAUAAUAAUGUCCCCAAAAUUGAUUGGCCGUCAAUGUCUCCCGAUAUUGCACCCAUAGAAAAUGUUUGGCAACUUCUCAAAAUGAAAUUAAGAAAGAAAAAACUACCAACUUAUCAAUCUUUAGUUUCGGCAAUAAGACGAGAAUGGAAGUCCUUAUCACCAGCAUUGGCUAUUAAACUUGUACAUAGUAUGAACAAUCGAAUUUCUGAAGUUAUUGAAAAUGAUGGAGACUUUGUAUUACAUUGA
Messenger RNA from Rotaria sp. Silwood2, 999 nucleotides. NCBI's taxonomy places the organism in Eukaryota, Metazoa, Rotifera, Eurotatoria, Philodinida, Philodinidae. The record is from the annotation of a GenBank genome assembly.